UAGUUAGUGGUAGUAAGUAGUUAACCUUAUGACGAAGUAAUCACCAAAUUAAGGCCAUGCAUGGACGUCUCCUCUUCCUCUUCGUAUAUAUAUACCACACGACAGCGGUUGCAUCCAUCCAUCGAUCAGAGGAGGCAUCAUGAAGGCGUCCAUGGCGUUCACCGUCCUCGCGCUCGCCGUCGUCGCCGUCUCCGGUGCGGCGGCGGCGUGGACCACCACCUUCACCAUGCACAACCUCUGCCCCUACACGGUCUGGCCGCUCGUCACCCCCAACGCCGGUCAGCCCGCCAUCAUCACCGGCGGCGCCACCAUCCGCCUCGACCCCAACGGCCUCGCCAGCCUCGCGUUCCCGGCCGCCGCCGGGUGGUCGGGCCGCGUCGUGCCGCGCACCGGCUGCACCGGGGCGGCCACGUGCGCCACCGGCGACGCGCCGCCGGCCACCGUGGCGCAGGUGAGCGUGAACGCGGCGGGCGGGCUGGCGGAGUACAGCGUGAGCCUGGUCGACGGCUUCAACGUGCCGGCGACGAUCACGCCGCACGCGUUCGACGGGAGCCAGACGUGCCCGGUGCUGGGGUGCGCCGCGGACAUCAACGCGGCGUGCCCCGCGGACGCCAGGGUCGGCGCCGGGUGCAGGGCCUCGCCGCAGUUCUUCAAGGAGAUCGCGUCGACGUUCAAGUCGCCGGUGUUCAUCGGCCUCCUGGCCGUCAUGUGCGUCGCCGUCGUGCUCCUGCUGCACCACUGCGUCCUCGUCACCUUCUGCGACACCAGGAGGCGCCGUCGACGCCGACGCCGCCGGGGCACCUCCACGCAGCAGCAGCACGUGCAGCAGGGGGAGGACGACGACGACGACGACGACGAGGACGACAUGAUGAGCUCGUCGUCGCAGGCGAAGCUGGUGGUGUGCCCGUACAAGAAGGCGGAGGAGUGGGGCGAGGCGAUGUGCCCGGUGUGCCUGUCGGAGUUCGGCGACGGCGAGGCGGUGCGCGUGCUGCCGGAGUGCAUGCACUACUUCCACGUGGACUGCAUCGGCACCUGGCUCCGCGCCAACACCAGCUGCCCGCUCUGCCGCGCCGACACCACGCCCAGCUCCGGCGAUCUCCACCACCACCUCUCCAUCUCCGUCUCCCUAGAAGAAAUCCUAGUGCGCACCUAGCACCCACUUCACCACCGCGAUAUUAUAGCUGUGGGCGGGCGGCUCGCCGGCCUAACCAAAUGGCUGGCUGGUGCCGUAGCGGAGUGUAAGCAGCUGCUCUGCUUCAGUUUUUGGAGGGAGAUGCAGAAAUGAAAUUCGUUUUUUGCCUGGAUU
Oryza sativa Japonica Group (Japanese rice) is the source of this 1306-nucleotide messenger RNA. Its product is annotated as thaumatin-like protein 1. Gene Ontology annotation, biological process: defense response. Lineage: Eukaryota; Viridiplantae; Streptophyta; Magnoliopsida; Poales; Poaceae. Gene Ontology annotation, cellular component: extracellular region. The record is from RefSeq and is a predicted model, not a curated record.